Molecule: messenger RNA, 1386 nt
Organism: Tetrahymena thermophila SB210
Lineage: Eukaryota; Ciliophora; Oligohymenophorea; Hymenostomatida; Tetrahymenidae
Product: kinesin motor catalytic domain protein
Exons: 8
Biological process (GO): microtubule-based movement
Cellular component (GO): microtubule; kinesin complex
Molecular function (GO): ATP hydrolysis activity; microtubule binding; ATP binding
Source: RefSeq, a predicted model, not a curated record
AUGAACUAUCGAAUUAGAAAAUUCAAUAACACAGGAGUCAAAGGUAGUAAUAUUAAGUAUGCCUACGCACAUAAUUUAACUCCUUAGGAGCUUCAAAAUAUAACAAAUAACUAUUUAGAUAUUAAAAAUAAUAAUGAUUCUCACAAAACCAAGAAUUAAAUUACCAAAAAUUAGAAGUAGACUUUAUAAAAUGAUUAGCAUUUUGGAUAUCCAGAUACGAGUGUUUAUGUAAAAGCGAAGCUUGUCUCGAAAGAAGAUAAAAAGUUUGACAUGAUUAGAAACUCUUUACACAACUAAUUGAAGCUAUUUGAUUAAGAAAAGUAUAUGGAAAGCGAAUCUGAUUGUAUUUUUUCAAACAAAAAUAAAAAUAAUGAAAUUUAUGAUCGAUUACAACCAAAGAUUUUAGAAUGCUUAGAAAGUAAAAAGAAUUAUUCUCUUUUUCUUUUUGGAACUUCAAACACAGGAAAAAAUCAGGUAUUACUCAACAAACAGCUUCUUGAAUGUUAUGGAAAUCCCUAAUUGACAGCAGCAGUUAGAGAUUAGUAGGGAGGAAUAAUCUAAAGAGCUCUGAGUGAUAUAUGCACUCAUUUAAAGACUAUGAAUUAAGAUGACAAAGAGGUUAUGAUAUCAAUCAUAGGUUUCUACCAAGACAGGGUGAUUGACUUAUUAAACCUAGAUUAAAAUUUAGAAUCUAUUCAGAAAGAUAACCUAAAAAUUAAGACAGAAGAAAAUAUGGGAAUAAGUAUAGAAGAUUUAAUACAAAUGAGCAUAUGGUCAUUUUCAGAAUUUGUCUCUGUAUAUAGAAUAUAUUCAUUUAUGAAGAAAAUACUGAAAGAAUAAAUAGGAAUGCAGAUAAAAACUGUGGCUAUAUAAAUUAGUGUUGCUAAAGUGAGCUAAUAAAAAGAUUUUAUUGAGAAGAUAGAGCAAAAGUUUACAUUUGUAAAAAUGACAAAUUGUUAGCAAAAUCUAGAGAAUAUAAGUAAUUUAGGAUUUUGUAUGGAUAGCUUAAAAAAAAAUAGCAAUAGCAUACCCUUUAGAUAGAAAAAGCUUACAUUCUUUUUAAAAGACUGUUUAAAUGCUUAAUCUCAUGUUACACUUUUUCAAACUGUUUCAAAUUAAGAUUCUCUUAAAUCCUAAAUAUCAACCAUGUAAUUAGCCUCACAAUUUAAUAAAAAAUAAAUGAUUAAGAAAAAUUAUUUGAAUGACAAAGAAUUUUUAGAGCAACUUUAAAAAGAGGAUUAAACUAGUAGUAAAUAAAUAUAUCAAAGCAUGUAAGAAAAUUCUUUAAACAACUCAGUAAACCAUAUUUAAGAAUCUCACAGACUGAGCCAAUAAAAUAAGUAGAAUUUAAAUAGUUAGCUCAAAUAAGAUAGUACUAAUAUAUGA